UUUCCCGUUAAUUUUUGGCUUAGAUAUCCCAUAUUCCCCAAAACCCCUAAAAGGCCCUCGAUAUUUCCAUGUUUAUUUUCCAGGUUUGCUUACCCUUAAACGUCACUUAUUACGUAUUGUACUAAUGUAUUAGUGUAAUGUUACAAUACGUACCUUUUUUUCUUAGUUUUGCAAACUGACAAACACUUCCGAACGAUAUAUAUCUGCAGUACAUUAUCUCUUUGUUCCUCAAAAUAGAUUCAUAUAAUUAAGGGAUAAUGUCUUAGUGGUGAUCGUAACACAAGCUUUUGAUAGCUGUAUUUAGCCAAUUAGAGCGUAGAGAACGUGCAGUAAUGUACUCGUGCCAUACACGGCCAGUAAAUAAGAAAUGUGAUCUUUAACUUCUGUUUUCACUAUCUGCUUUUAAUUUGUUAGCAGCUAGACUGACUGGAGAACGAAAGACUCACUGGAAAACAGAAUCAACUCAUUCUCGUGGGCCUUGAAGAACAACUUCGGUCCCAUGGCUAGCUAACGAGGGCAUUUUUCUUCAAAGAGAAGAUCUACAUUUGCCAUUUGCGACAUUUUUCCACGAGAUGAACAACUCUACAAACGAGUUGUCGAGUAAAAAUCAGACGAAGCAAGGAUCCACAAGUUUGAGCGAGGCUGAACGGAACUUUAAAAUUAUAUUUUACUUCUGUCUGUUCGUUGUUGGUUCCUUGGGAAAUCUCCUGGUCAUUGCAGUCGUAAAAGCAAAACGUAAACGAACUAUAAAUGAUUAUUUCAUUUUAAACUUGGCAGUGUCAGACCUUACGUUUUUGUGGUUUUCUCUUCCUUUCUACACCUAUGAGCUUUUCCAGGCAUUCUACAAAAACGUAUUUUACUGCAAACUUAUUUGGCCCAUGAUGUCGGUGACUCUCUCUGUAAGUGUUUUCACCUUAACAUCCAUGGCGGUUGAACGAUGUCGAGGAAUCAUAAAUCCCUUACAACCAAGAAUUAAACUGCAAGCUACACUGGUUUGGAUUCUGCUUAUAUGGAUUUGCGCUUUUGUCACGAUAACCCCUUUGAUGGUCGUAACGCGACCGGAUUCUGUGCUGUGUUUUGAAGAAUGGCCGAAGACAUAUUACCGUCAAGCAUACACCGCCGUGCUGUUUGCCCUUCAAUACGCCAUCCCGUUGAUUAUAAUCGCCAUAGCGUACCUGCGAAUCGCCUUUCGUCUAAUCACAUCUAAGUUACCAAUGCGCACUUCUGUCAACGCUCGCGGACAAGUUGUCAGACAAAAGUCAAGAAGCGAAAAUGUUCAGAUCAUACGUACACUAGCUGUGAUUGUGAUUCUUUUCAUGGCCUGUAUGUUGCCCAAUCAGAUUGCUUGGAUGCUGUUCGAUUUCGGUAGUGAUUCUCAAAAGCACCUUUCGCAUGCUUUCUGGAUCAGCGCGGAAGCAUUAAUAUUCCUCCACGCAUGCGUGAACCCGAUUGUAUACGGGACAUUAACAGGCCAGUUUCGUCAAGGGUAUGUUCGGUAUUUACGAUACGCGUUCGGCUGCUGUCGAAAAACCCGAAUAGGCUCACCCGAUUUUUCGGAAAUCCGGACACGUGACAAACACACAAGACGAAAGAGUAGUGGUGUUAUAGUCCACGGCUCUCUGAAAUACAAAAGUUUCGUCGACAGAAGUAAAACCAUCAGUUUUCAAUCGCAGUCCUCGCCAAGCUUAUCCAUAACCGGAGAAAGCAACAGCGUUCAUGGAGGCUCUCCUUCUGCUCGGCAUCAACAUAAUACAAAGAUCCAAGCAGCGAAAGUCAACAAGCAGAAUUGCACGAAAACGAAAGUACUUUUGAAAUUAUCUUUUGCAAACUCUUCUUUGGACAUGUCUGAUGAGGAACAUAGUGUUCGGGACACGAAAUUGUAAUUGAUGUAAUCCGUGUUAGUUGAAGAUAAAAACGUUCUGCUCCAAACACCGCAUGAAAAUUGAAUUUACUGUAUAUUUGAUUUUCGUCAAAGGCGAGGUCAAUUUAUGACCAUAGCUUUGAUCCAACCUUUGAUGCGCGUCUAAAAUUAGUCAAAUAUGUCAUGGUUUUUUAUAUAUGUUUGAUUAAUGUCAAAAGCGAAGUCAAAAGAAUCAAAUAUAACCAGCUUUGACGCAAGUCAAAAGAGUAAUCAAAUAAGCUAAGGAUUUGCAAUACAUUUGAUCCUUGUCAAAAGCGAGAGAUCAAAAAUGUCAAUAGCUUUGACGCAACCCUUGAUGCGCGUCAGAGACGUUCAGACUCCACAGCUUUGCCUACUUUACGGCUUUGUUUAACUUUGAUCCUAGGUCAAAGGACGUGGUCAAGGGAAAAAAAUCAACUUAUAAACACCCUGUGUUAAUUUCGUUAUUUUCCUGUUGAACUGAAGGUGGCUCAAAAGUUUCUAGCACUUUCCAAGACGUAGAUUGUGAUGGGUCAAUAUUACCCGCGCUCAUAAUCAGUUGAUACUACAAUCAUGGUAUCCCAAAACUGCCCAAUCAUUGGAGACGUUGUCAUUUUGGUGACACAAUAGG
Orbicella faveolata is the source of this 2510-nucleotide messenger RNA. RefSeq names its product galanin receptor type 1-like. Gene Ontology annotation, cellular component: plasma membrane. The record is from RefSeq and is a predicted model, not a curated record. NCBI's taxonomy places the organism in Eukaryota, Metazoa, Cnidaria, Anthozoa, Scleractinia, Merulinidae. Gene Ontology annotation, molecular function: G protein-coupled receptor activity. Gene Ontology annotation, biological process: G protein-coupled receptor signaling pathway.